Messenger RNA from Paramecium primaurelia, 2471 nucleotides. The record is from the annotation of a GenBank genome assembly. Lineage: Eukaryota; Ciliophora; Oligohymenophorea; Peniculida; Parameciidae.
AUGAUGAACUAUAUUUCUCUGAAGAGAGAGGACUUAUUCGUAUAGUAGCAUUCAAAUAAAGCUGAUUUGUGUUUUCUUGAUAAGGAUCUAAAAAAAUAAUAAUAAAUUGAAGAGUAUAUAGAUAAUUUCUUGUAAAAUUGUUUUCUUUUUGCUUAAAAUCAAUAAAGUUAUGUAGAAUAAAUUCUUAAGGCUUUAUCAUAAUUAGCAAUUGUUUAAUACUUAGAAAUUGGAAGAAGAUGUUUUUAAAUGGUUUUAGAAAUAGUAAGAAGUGGAACUGGUAUGGCAGUAAUAGCUAGAAAUAUUAUAUAGAAAUAUAGUAUUCCUUUAUUAUAAUAAUAAAAGGAAUUAGAAUAUGUUCCUACAUUUUUUAUGGAAGGUAUUUUAAAAACAGUAGAAUAGAGAGAUAAUGAGGAAAUGGUUCCACUAAAAUUAGCUUAAUUGAAUUUUGUAGAUUGGUUGGAUUAGAUUAUGGCUAAUUAUAUGAAAGAUAUGGAUAAUUUAAGAGAGGAAUAAUAAUAGAGAGAUGUGUUAUUUUUAAUUUUAUGGCAUAAUUAGCAAAAUUCACAAAAUUUGCAAAUGAAUAUCAUUAUGGAGGGAUUAUAUCAAAGAGUUUAGUUUUAUUCAAAUUAUUAGUGGAUUCUGAUUUAGAUGAAUAAUAUAUAGGUAUAUUGUAUUUAAUUAAUAAUUCAAUGAAAAGGAGUCAGAUAUGCACAAAAGAAGUAUUAGAUUCAAGAUAAACAGCAUGUAAUUUUAUAAAGGAUGUGGAAGAUGAAUUAAGGAAAUAUCUAUUCAUGUUUAAAAAGUUUAGAAAUUCUCUUUUAAAUCCUGAAACAAAAGAAAAUAAAGAUACUAUUUUAUUAAGAUAUGAGAAAGUUGGGAUUCUAAUAUAAGUAUUUGGAAUAAUAUGGAAAUCAGAUGUGAUUGUAUAAUAAUAAAUAAAAGAAAGCUUUUUAGUUAAUGAAUUAUUAUAGAUGGCAACAAUUCCAGCAAUAUAUCCUUAUUUAAUAAAUGCAGUUGUUAUUUAUAUUAGAAAACUAUUAAAAAAUAAAGAUAUUAAAAUAUAACAACCUGGAGUUGAUAAUAAUGAAAUUGUAAAAUAUAUAUGUUUAAAAACACAUAAUUGUGAAUUAUUAUUACAUUAUUUAGGAGGAGAUUAUUUGUAUUAAUGAUGAAACAAUUAGAUUCAACAAUAUAAAAAUUAACUAAAAAUUUAAGUUCAUUAUUAAAUACAAAAAUAUACAUGAAGUAUUUAGAAAUAUUAUUAAAUUACAUAAAUUUUUUUCUAAGAAUGCUAUUGGAUAUAUUAGUCCUAUUUCUGAUAUUUGUAUGGAAGUAAGGAGCAGGUAAAACAGAAAGUGUAGUUGCUAAUAUUUUGAUGAUAUUUACAAAGAUUUUAGUUGGAGAGAAAUCAUCAUCUAGAGAAGAUUUUGUAACUGUAUUCAGUUAAAAUGCAACAUUAUAUGCACUUGAUAUUUUAGAGAGAAAUUAAGAACGUGAUCUUUUUGAAUUAGGAGAUGAUAAUGCAGAAUAUUAAGAAAAAGACGAAUUAUCUUUUGGUACAAACAAUUUUUUGAAAUCAUUACAUUGUGAACCAUUAUUACAAGAAAAUCUUAAAGGAUAAUAUUAGGCUUAAUAUAUGAAGAAUGCACCUUUAAACGAAGAUAGUUUAUUUACACCUGAAACAUUAGAUAUUGAUGUUUAGAGAUCUUUUAUCGGUAAGUAAAGUUCUUAUUUAAUAUCUGUAUUAUUCAGUAGAGAUGCAUUAUUGUCAUACAAAAAAGUAUCAGAUAGAAUAUUAAUAAGAAUAGCAGAGAAUUUAGAAAUUAGACCUGAAGAUGAAGUUGAAGAUUUAAGUAAAGUCAAAAAUCCAGGUUUAUAUGAUUUCAAAAGAAAUUCUAAAAAAUUGGAGGAAAAUAGCUUUAGAGAGAAGAGCUAAAUAAACAGAAAUAUGGGAUGCUAUGAAAACUAGUGCAGAUCCAUUUAUAGUAAUUGAAAAUUAAGAAGAUUCUAUUUAUCAUUAAAGUUAACAUUAAUUAUUCUAUGAUUAAGUAGAAUCCAUUAAUUUAUUAGGUUUCUUAGUUGGUAGAAAUCAAUCAGCUAAAUCAUUGUCUUUGAAAGAAUAUUUUCUUGAAACUUUUGGGGAUUAAUUAAAUUUUGAAAGAAUGCUUAAUUCAAUCAAUUUCUAUAUUCGUGAAUAUGUUCAUAAAUACUUUGAUAAUUUAAAUAAAUAAUAAGAAAUUAAAAAAUUAUCUACUUCAAGAAUGAAUGAAAAAUUAACAACUAUAUUUUAGGAUUACCUAUGCCUACAGAUCCAUAAAGAGGAUUAAUUAAAUAGAAACCAUAUUUUAAUCCAAAUAAGAUUAUUCAUUUUCCAAUGUUUGCAAAGAAAGCAUUAAGUAUAACUCAAAAACAUAUUACUUAUACAGGUAUUAAAUUUGAAGAAAUUACUAUUACUGUAUGUGCAUAUUUGA